Molecule: messenger RNA, 6157 nt
Organism: Rhea pennata
Lineage: Eukaryota; Metazoa; Chordata; Aves; Rheiformes; Rheidae
Gene: TESK2
Product: testis associated actin remodelling kinase 2
Exons: 11
Coding region: 128-2146 (672 amino acids)
Biological process (GO): protein phosphorylation; actin cytoskeleton organization
Cellular component (GO): cytoplasm; nucleus
Molecular function (GO): protein serine/threonine kinase activity; ATP binding
Source: RefSeq, a predicted model, not a curated record
UGAGAGCCCGCGGCGCCCGUGGGCCCUGCUGGCGCCGGCGCUCAGCAUCCAGCAAGAGCAGAGAAGACAGCAAAGUACCUAAGAUGUGAAAAGUCCUCUCUUAUCAAAAGGAAGCUUUGUUUUCAAAAUGGACCGAAGUAAGAGGAAUUCAAUAGCAGGAUUUCCACCACGCUUGGAGCGCACUGAAGACUUUGAUGGGGGCAGUGGAGGUGAUGGGACUGCAUCCCAGAUAGGAAGAGUUUGGACCUCUUCAUACAAAGCCCUGAUAAGUGCCUUUUCCAGACUUACCCGCCUUGAUGAUUUCACCUGUGAGAAAAUUGGCUCUGGUUUCUUCUCUGAGGUGUUCAAGGUGAGACACAGGACUUCAGACCAGGUAAUGGCUUUGAAGAUGAACACCCUGAAUAGCAACAGAGCAAACAUGCUGAAAGAGGUUCAGCUUAUGAAUAGACUCUCACAUCCAAACAUCUUAAGGUUUAUGGGUGUCUGUGUGCAUCAAGGACAGCUGCACGCACUUACUGAGUACAUCAACUACGGUAACCUGGAACAGCUAUUAGAUAGUAACCAGCAUCUACCCUGGACAGUGAGGGUGAAAUUGGCAUAUGACAUUGCUAUGGGAAUUGGUUAUCUUCACUACAAAGGCAUUUUCCACCGGGACCUUACAUCCAAGAACUGCUUAAUAAAACAUGAUGAGAAUGGAUACUCAGCAAUAGUGGGGGACUUUGGUUUGGCAGAGAAGAUUCCUGAUCACAGUGAGAAGUUACCAGUGGUGGGUUCACCAUUCUGGAUGGCACCAGAAGUUCUCAGAGACGAACCUUACAAUGAAAAGGCGGAUGUGUUUUCUUAUGGCAUAAUUCUCUGUGAGAUUAUAGCAAGAAUACAAGCAGAUCCAGACUAUCUCCCUCGAACAGAAAAUUUUGGAUUAGAUUAUGAUGCCUUCCAGCACAUGGUGGGAGACUGUCCCCCUGACUUCCUCCAGCUGGCCUUCAACUGCUGUAAUAUGGAUCCAAAGUUGCGUCCUUCAUUUGCUGAUAUUGUCAAAACACUGGAGGAGAUUUUAAACCGUCUGAAAAAUGAGGAAUCGGAGAGAGAGAGAAAAAUUUUCAAUCUUGACAACAGUGAAAGAAAGCCUAAAGGGUCAAUCGAGAAAGGACCAGGAGUAAAACGAUUGAGUUCCCUGGAUGAUAAGAUUCCACCCAAGUCACCACGCCCACGUCGGAAUAUCUGGUUGUCACGCAGCCAGUCAGAUAUCUUCUCCCGCAAGCCUUCUAGGAAGAUAAACGUGCAAGACCCCUACUAUACACCAAACAAGGGCUUAGGCCGGAAAGUUAAUCCCUUCAAUGCCAGGGAGGACCUCAAGGGGGGAAAGAUCAAAUUUUUUGACAUGCCAAGCAAGUCUGUGAUCUCCCUUGUGUUUGACUUGCAUUCUCCAGAGGCAGGUGGUGGCCUGAAAGCUAGCCAGUCCCAAUUCAGGCAGGCAUAUAGCACAGACUGGCAGGAUUUUUCCCUCCUCCCGGGCAGGAGAUGCAGAUCACUUCCAGUCUCUCCUGAAUUGCCGCAUAAAGAGUAUGGCCUGUUUGGAGGACUGUCUUCCACUGUCAGCAGAUCUGAUGCAACCCAACUAGGUGCAGAGGUUCGGCAAAAACUCCUUAGUAGCAGUAAAUAUGGUGUGUCAGAGAUUCCCCCCUUUCAAGCCAAGCUGCACAGAGCAGAAUUUCUUCCUGUACCAGGACAAGAGGAGGAUAUGGACUGUUCAGAUGGGCCAGUGUCCCAGGAGGAAAAUGGAUUUUAUCCUGUGGAGAACACGUGUGAGGAUCCAGCAUCUAGUCAGUCUUCAGCACUGGCUCAGCCUGAGCCACUAUCUUCCAAAAGGCUCCCCACUGAGAAUUCAGUGAACUCUGAGGGAUGUGGCUCCUUGCAGGUGUUUGCAGAUUGUCCCCCUUCUGAAGAGAUGGAGGUGGAAGAUGACCUACAGAAAAAUAUGCUGCUGGAGUGUGCAAAGCCUCUGUUCAGUGUUAGCCCUUCCAGGGAGCUGAGGAGAGAGGCACGGCCAUUUGAUGAGAAGGAUGGGGACGGCACUGCCCCGUUGGCUUUGACGUCCUCCAAUGUCUCAGCAAGUGGCAGCACACAGUCCACUUGUGACAUUUGAAGAGAAUGCUCAAACAGGACAUGUCCUUGGGGGAACAGGUGUUCCCAGUCACUUUGACUCUGUUUUUUCUAUAGUACUGGGUCUCACGUGUUUGAAAGAGACUCGGCAGAUUGUAGAAAUGGGCCGUCAAACAGACGGCUGCAGACAGCAUUGGGAGAGCCAGGUUCUUUUAACUUUAUUUCAAGUUGUGCUUAUCCCCUUCCCUGAUUUGUGUUAGGAGGGAGAACUACUCCAGCCAGAAUGUCUGUGUGAAGCCCCAUAGUUACUUCCAAGCAGUAGUACCCACAGCUUGGGUGCUAUGUUAAGCAGUUUGACCUGGAUUUUGGCAUGGAAGGUUUCAGGGCCUUAAGCUCCAGGUUGGUGAGAAAGAGACCCUUAGGUUUUUCCUCCUCCUCUGACUUAUCAGCUGCUUUAAACCACUGCAGCUUUUGUGUUAAUAUUCUGCAAGCAGUGUGCAUGAAUCAGAGCUUCCAUUUUAGAAAUGGGCAUAGAGAUCUUUCAGAGCUGUGUUGAGCAGAUAGGAAUGCUUUUUGGUUCCAGAGUGUCUGUGAACACUGCUGCUGCUGCAUCAAACAAGCUCUUGUUUCAAAAGUAGCAAAAACAACUCCCCUCCUGCUGGUAGCAGUCUGCAGGCUCAGUCACGUGGCAAGUACUUCCUGAUUAACAAAAAGAAUCUUGUUCCCUGGCAUUUCAUUUUUCCAUGGGAUUUGGCUACUUGAUGCGUAAUAUGUUAGCAUAGGGAAACAGGAUGCAGUAAGUACCGCUCACUUCCUUGCCCAGGUCUCCAUGCAUCUCAGCCAGCUGUGGAGGAAGAUUUGCCCAGGACACAAGAGGCAGCCAUAUGCGAGGCGUUGUCUUUCCUGGGCUUCUUGGGAAAUGGCCAGUGAAAGUACAAUUGUACUGAGCUCUUUGGGGGAUGUGGCCACUUUUCUCUAAAGAGCUGAAUGGACACCACAGGCUAUUUCUGCAGAAUACCUAAUUGACUACAUCUGGGUCAUAGUUGGCCAUUAUCACUAAGCUAGAAGGAUCAUGUUCUCCUCUCUCUCUGAUAGAACAUCCCAUCUCAUUGAUGCCACUGCAGUAAUGAUGGGUCCUUAUGUAAAACCAGGCUGCCUGCCUGAGGAAUCCCCUCAUCAGGUGAAGCUGCCAGCAGUGUUUCAGCCAUGUGAGUGCUUUGGGAGGAAGGACAGUAGACUUGCAGAAGGGGGGGGGGAUUGGCUCAUCAAACCGAAGAAAAUUAAUUAAUCUCCCUGAACUAUUUUUUCCCCAUUUGAGAUGUUGUCAUCUUUGAUUUCUCCUGUCACUGAUGGCUGUGAACAUGAUGAUUCUUUUUUUUUUUUUUUUUUCUCCACCAGCAGGUAUAUGUGAAAGGGGCAGUGGCAUAUGGCUGCUUGCUGGAAACAGCAUCAGAGAUCCUUGCUCUGGUCCUACUGCGAUUUUCAGGAAAAGUUGUAUGAUAUUUGUGCAGCUUUCUGCCUCUUUCCACUGUCAUUUUUAUUUCGUUUGUUCAUUCGUUCUCUCUCUCUUUCCUUUUUAAUCUAUAUUAUCAUUCCUAACGGAGGUAGGCAUUGUAUGCCUGGUGAGCAGAAAGGUGGUGAUGCAGUGGGCUCUGGAGUCCAGAGUUUCACGCAGGUUGCCGGUUACACUCUUACUGCACUCUUGUGAAGAGGGAAAAUGUAAGCUAGUGUGCCCUGAUGGAAGCAAGACUGUUUUUCCUUUUCUCGUCUCACAGGAAGGAGGAUGGAGAAAGCCUUAUGUUCUUUUUUGGCUGAGAUGCUGAGCUUUUUGGGGGCAUAGGUAACUAUUUUGGGAGUUACAAGACCUCCUCUUGUGAAAUAUGCCUGAAACUGAGCAGCAGUGCUACCUCUUUGCAGUGGCUGCAAAGAAUUGAAUGAGAAACCCAGUGUCCUUAAACUGCUUAGUACAAUCUUUGCCAAAUUAGGCCACUCUGCAAUUUUAAAGUAAAAAUGUCCAUCCUUACCGAGAUAUCUCUUUGGCCCCCACCUCUUCGCCUCUCAAAGGUGCUAUCUGUAGAGUAGUCUGUCCUGUGUAUCCUGUCUGCUGUUUUGGUGUCUCCAGAGUGCAAAGCAGCUUGUAUGGCUGGUGGUGUGUCCACGUAAUUUUCUUGAGGACAAGAAAAGUAAGAAGAAGUGGUAAGAACGCCAAUGCCAGCUACUUGUCUGCCUGGUGCCUGCUUUUUUCUUGCUUUUUUCCCUUUUUCUUUCCACAAUUCUAACCUUUCAGGAGGGAAAACAUCAGCACCAGCUUCUGUUGUCACAAGAUGCACUUAAUUGUGUGACUUCAGACAAACAAGCAAUAAUAAGUUUACUUCUGGAUCUGGAUCUGGAUCACCAGGCUGCAAGGAAGCUGUCCAGUAUCCUACAGUUGCAUGUAGCCUCAACAGAGCAAACAUAUGUGCCUCUGGGUGUGCUGUAGCUUGCGUUAGCCCUGAUAGUCCAUGCUGACAUCUUCUCGUGAAGUCUGUUGUCCUGGAAGCUCUGAGCUCUCCUAGCUGCAAGGCUGUGCAGUCGGGCUUGAGGUAGAGCAACCAUCGUGGUGACAUCAUCUGUUCUUGUUUUCUUGCACAGCUGUCUCAAAAAUAUUUCCCUGUCCUAAGCAGCUCUCUUAUAAAGCAGCAUGGGUAGAUUUUUAUUUUCUUAAAAAUCCACUUUUUAAGCACAGCCAGCUGAUAUGCCUGGGGCACAUCUGUCAACUUUUCUAGUUCCUUACACUUAGGUGGAGAUGUCAGAAAGAAAUGCCAAAGAAUAAUGGCUCAGCCCUUUCCUGGAUUUCCUGGUCUGUAUGGGAGAAGAGGCAUGUGUAUAAAACUGGAGUAAAAGGCCAUCUUACAAACAGCUGAAUGCUUGUUAAAACCCAGCGUCUCCAAGGGCCUGGAGGCAGUUGGCACUCACUGUGCCUCAUCCCUUAGGUUACGUAAAGCUGAAUUGAAACCUAGUAAAUGCUUCUAGGUUUUUUUCCGAUUUGAGGGUGCUUCUCUACUGGGGGCCAUUUUCUGACAGCUGCUGAUGAAUACGAACAGUGAUCCAUGUGGUCAGCAAACUCCUUGUUUUAUAGUGAUGUGACAAAGUUUUAUUGUGAAUGGAUUUUAUCAUGGUUUUCAACUUUCUUACAGAAGCAAUUCUUGCUCUUUUAAAAGACUUUGUACACAUUGGUAGGUUCCCUGAAGAGAUCUAAGAUGUUUUUAAUUCACUUUAAAUCUUCCUAUGUUGAGUUCAUUUAAAUGUUUGUUAUAAGCUAUUUUCUGUUGUGGUUGCAGGUGGAUAAAGUGCAACUAAGAGAAUGCAUGUGAAUUGCUGCCCCUCAAAAGCAGUGCUGCAAGACAAGGGGGUUAGUAGACUUGUAUUUGUUGGAAAGGUGUUGAUGUAGUAUGUGUAACAGAACAUUGGUAUCUUUUGCCAGUACGACUAAAGACACUUGAAUAAUUCCUGUUUGCACUUAAUGCUAUUGUUUAUAUUGCAUGUCACUACAUUUCUAUGCAAAACAAUUAACCUUUUUUGGGAGGAGGGGCAGCCAGAUAUUUGAUUAAGUUUAAAGACCUUUGCAAGAUGAUCUAUUUUCGUAUUUAUGAAGGAGUUUUACGUCUUAAUAUUUUGCAGACUGUAAAUAGCUCAACUUGUAAUUAAAGGCUUAGGAGGAAGUUGGUAGCCUGUGUAUAAUAGUAAGUUAACACUGCCAGAAAAAAAAAUCUUUGCAAAACAACUUUUCUAAUAUUGUGGAUAUUUAUGAAUAUGUAAAGAAAGCACGUCUUGUUUUUAUGUUGAUUGACCUUCUGACUUUUUUUGAGCUAUAGAAAUGGUGUAUGUUUUAUUGGAACUGCAAUAAGAAGUAACCAAAGAUGAAUCCAGUUAAAUAUUUUCAUAAUUUUUUCUUGGUCAGGUUUUGUAAACUUUCCCAACUUGCUUUCAAAAUAAAAAUAAAAUCAAGCACUGUGUAUUGUGAUUAAGAGGACAAUUCUAGGUUAAACAAAGCUGAUUCAAGUGCUUACUUAAG